GUGCUCGUCAAGGACCUGAAAUGUUAUUGGUCACUUUCUUGAUUGCGUGCGUCAACAAGGAAGUAAGACAUCUUUGUGAUGUGAUUUGAACAAGAUGAUUGCAGAUCUCUUGAUUUUCGGGACCUUACUGGUGAAUGCAGGGGCUGUGCUAAAUUUCAAGCUAAAAAGGAAGGAGGGUCAAGGGUUUGAAGAUGACUCCAGAGCUCCAACAACAGGCGACAACAUCAGAGAGUUCCUGCUCAGUCUGCGGUACUUUCGGGUCUUCAUUGCUCUAUGGAACAUAUUCAUCAUGUUCUGCAUGAUCCUACUGUUUGGAUCAUGAUCGGCAGUUGCGGUGAACAUACUCCCAGUGGGAUGAUGACUUUUUCAAGAUGGAUACUCUAAACAUCUCCUUCAUAGAACUUUUCUGUUACUUGCCCUUUUAAUUGUAAUUAUGCAAUUAUGUUCUUUGCCACCUCAAAUCUAAAAUCUCCUUCUGGCUGUAUAGGAAUGUAUGAAUCACUACAUUUAUUUUGUCUAAUAGAGGUUGUUACUUUUUUGUUUAAGCUGUAACUAUACCAGCACCCCUGACUGUGCUGGAUAUGUGUUGCCAUGUGCCCUGUACUUCAAUAUAUAAAAUGGGGUGUGGGGGGUGCUUCAGUUGAAAUGCCAGGGUUGAAAGGCUGGACAGUCUUCACUAACAUUUUUAACACCUCACAUGCAGCUGUCAAAGUUGGUGGUGAACCUUUGAUUUACUGAGUAUAUCUUGCUGAAACAUCUUUUUGUUCCUUAUACAUGCACAGCUGACAGAGUUCAGUUGGAUUCAACAGACAAGGCAGAAUGAUCUUUGUCACUUUAUGAACUCCACCAUCUAAUUUGCUGGUGGUAAAUGGCACAAACCUUUCCAGAUUUACACUUCAGCUGUACUCUUGUGUGUCACUGCAAAAUAUUUCAGUGCAGCCUCAGAUUAAAAAAGAAGCCUUUGUCCUCUCUUCUGGGGCACAUGUGCUGUAAGUCUGUGUGUCAUAAUGUAAAUGUGUCCUUGUUCUUAACAGUAAAAAUACAGUUUUCUUAUUGAGUGUUUAACUGACUUGAAUGUUUGUGACUGCUGUGAUGUGGUUGAUACACUUGAAAGACUUUGUUUCUUUGUCAGUGUCAUAAAUGAUAAAAUGAUGGAAUGAUACUUCUAA
This is a messenger RNA of Monopterus albus (swamp eel), 1169 nucleotides long. RefSeq names its product small integral membrane protein 7 (gene smim7). The record is from RefSeq and is a predicted model, not a curated record. The coding region runs from base 95 to 322 and encodes 75 amino acids. The transcript is spliced from 5 exons. NCBI's taxonomy places the organism in Eukaryota, Metazoa, Chordata, Actinopteri, Synbranchiformes, Synbranchidae.